Messenger RNA from Camelina sativa (false flax), 1940 nucleotides. Lineage: Eukaryota; Viridiplantae; Streptophyta; Magnoliopsida; Brassicales; Brassicaceae. The record is from RefSeq and is a predicted model, not a curated record.
CGAUUCCCAAAUCGGCGAUACCAAAUUGGAACCUUCCUCUUCAUCUUCCUCGAUAGUCCCGCGCUCCUGCAAAAAUUCAAAUCCUCUCUUCCAUGAAGGAUCACAUUCUCAUCUCCGACGGCGAAGAUCCGGUUACUCCACUCCCAUCACUCUCGAAGCGUGCUCGAAAAGAUCCGAUCUCUGCGAUACUGAUUUCGGAUUCAGAUCCGACACCGCAGAAGCAACCGCCGGAAUCUUCUUCCACUCCUAUUUUCGUCCCGGAGACGCCUCUCUCCGAUGAUUUCUCCGUCGUUAAGUGCUCCUUCGGUUCCGGAGCUUUCGCUUCUAACCGCGAAGACAAAUUCUCCGGCAAACGGAUAAUAUCUCUGGAUUCGGAGUUUGAAGAUAGUCCUCGACCUGAGACUUCGAAGAAGUAUGAGUCUGUGCUUGCUGAUUUUAGGGAGCCACGUUGUGAAUUGGAAUCUGGUGAAACAAGUGAUGCAUACUAUAAGAAUACUAGAAUACCUGAGACCAAUUUAGAUGAUGAUACUAAUUGGAUGCAUGAAGUCAGUUUUCGCUCUUCGCAGACCAAUGAUACUAUCGAGGUCGAUUCUGAUCAGGAGAAAGAGGGUAUAAGCGUCGAGAAAAUGGGUCGAAAGAAGAAGAUCAGAACUACAGGUGAGGCAUUGCCAAAAAAGCAGCUGUCGAAGGAAGACAAAACCUGUGCAAUGGAGGAAAAGAAGUUAAGAAAAGAGCAAGAGAAAUUACAGAAAGCAGCCUUGAAAGCUGAAGAAGCUGAUCGUAAAAAAUUAGAGAAGGAAAAGAAAAAAUGGGAAAAGGGAAAGCUAGCCCUUAAAUCUAUUGUUGCCGAGAUUGAUACUAAAGUGGUUGAAGGAUCCAUUGGAGGACUUCUGCUUUCAUGGUUCUCUGAGAAAGGCAUUACAAUCCACGUAGGCCCUAAUCCAAUCGAGAGAUCCAUUGUGUGGACGAUGACAGUUCCAGAGGAUAUCGCUCCGCUUUUUCCUCAAGGACCCAAGAUUCCUUAUGUGCUCCUUGUGUAUGAGGCUGAAGAAUUUUGUAAUCUUGUUGCUAAUGAAAAAAUUCUAGAAAACAUCUCAAAAGUUCAGGACCGAUACCCGUCUUAUACUGUAUGCUGCCUCACCAAUAAGUUAAUGUCAUAUGUAAAGAAAAGGGAAAAGGAAGAGUACAAGAACCCGGGAAGUUGGAGACGACCUCCUAUCGAUGAGGUACUAGCAAAAUUAACUACUCACUAUGUUAGAGUACAUUCCAGACAUUGUGUAGACGAGGCCGAGGUUGCUGAACAUGUUGUUGGUUUAACAAGCAGUCUCGCCUCUUGCCUGUUCAGGAAGAAACUAACUAUGUUAUCAGUAAGUGCUAAUGGUGCAAUAGUCUCCAAGGAUUCAAUUGACAAACAGUUGAUUAAAAAGAGUCCAUGGUUAAAAGCUUUAGUAGCAAUACCAAAGGUACAGCCACGAUACGCGGUAGCAGUGUGGAAGAAAUAUCCAUCCAUGAAGUCUCUUCUUAAGGCCUACAUGGAUCCUAACAAAUCUGUUCAUGAGAAGGAGUUUUUACUGCAAGACUUGAAGGUGGAAGGUUUAGUGGGAGGAGAUAGAAGGUUAGGUGAGAUUUGUUCAAAGAGAAUAUACAGAGUUCUCAUGUCUCACAAUGGAGCCAUUAAGACGGAUGACGUCGAAAACGGUGCUGCUCUCUUCACAGAUUCUCCAGGUGUUGUUAACUAAGAGCCGAAGAAUUUUUCAAACCACACUGAAUUUUGUACUCUCUUUUUAGAUCGGUUUUCACGAUUCAAAUCGGAUAAGCUUGAUGAAUAAAAAUGAGUGCCAGGGAAAAAAAAGAAGCAAAAAACUCAUAAAGUACCAAGACAGGAUUCGAUCCUGUAAUAUAUUUUUAUAUAUCAGAGAUAACAAUGUACUACUUAACCA